AACUCGGACGAACGAAGACGAAUGUGUUUCAACUGUUUUGGACCGUUCUGAAACUUUUAAUUGAAUUAUAUUGAACACGAAAAGCGUACAAAUCGUCCGCAUUGUUUUUCAGAAAAAUCCAACUCGCAGUCAUCAUUGACGACAACGACAGGCAUUUUUCAAACUAAAUAAUUCGAGUUCUUGUACUUAGUGUGCUUUAGCAAAUAAUUGUGAAUAGAAAACUGUAAAACUCAAAACACAAAGUGUCCCAAAAGUAGUAAUCGAAAACUGUGCAAAAUGUCGGAAGUUGAAAGUGCCGUUACACCCGCCGCCACAAGCGUCGAGGCGGAGCAGGAGCCUGCUGAAAAGACCGUCACUCAAACGGUGGACGAGGAUGAGGACAUGAAGGAGGAGAUCACCGCCGAAACGGAGAAAAUGGUCACCGAAACGGUGGACGAGGACGGCGAUGUGGUCGAGGAGACCACCGAAAUUAAGCGGAAAACCAUUAAGCGCACCAUGAAAAUUACUGAGACUUCAUCGACAACCAAGACUACCACUCUCACUACGCCUGCCAAAUUGUACGGCAAGGACUUGAGCGAAUAUGAUGAGGUUGAUGUUGAUGCUCUGCUGGCACAGUUGUCACCGGAAGAAAUCAAUAUUUUGGCCAAAGAAGUCGAUCCCGAUGACAAUUUCUUGCCACCUGAUCAACGUUGCAGUUAUGAAUGCGAAAAAGACCCCACUGGUCCAUUGAAUCGCAAAAAGCUUAUCGAGCAUAUCAAUAAGCAGGCCUUAGAAACACCCGACGAGCCCGAAUUUGAGCCGUAUGUUAAGGGUACAGUACGUGGCAAAAAAUGGGUACCACCACCAAGAGACGAUCGCGAAGUUGCCGCUGAGGAACAGAUCGCCAUCGAUUUGGGUGAAGAGUAUGAGCAUGCGCUGAGCGAUGCUACACAAGAAGAGAUCAUCGAUUUGGCUGCUAUUCUCGGCUUCCACUCGAUGAUGAAUCAGGACCAAUACCAUGCUUCCUUGUUGAACAAAGGCCAACCAGUUGGCAUGGGCUGGGAUGGUAUUACAAAAUCAACUCAACCAAAAUUGUUCCCCAUGGACCCACCAAACAACACAGAUGUCGAAGAAUCAAUUAAACGCGUCAAAGAUAACGAUUCAAAAUUGAUUGAACUGAACUUAAAUAACAUUAAGAACAUUUCCGAUGAGAAAUUCGAACAACUUUUCCAAGUACUGCCUGAAAAUGAAAAUUUGGAAGUUCUUUCCUUAACAAAUGUCGGUCUUACCGACAAGACAGCUCUCUUAUUGGCUGAAGCAAUUGAGAAAAGCAAAACCCUGAGAGUAUUAAAUGUUGAGACAAAUUUCAUUAGUCCGCCCGUUAUAGUGACCUUAGUGAAAGCCCUGCUCAAGUGCCGCACAAUUGAAGAGUUUAGGGCCUCCAAUCAGCGAUCCUCAGUGCUCGGCAAUAAGAUCGAAAUGGAGAUAACCGAAUUAGUGGAAAAGAAUCCAUCAUUGCUCAGAUUAGGUCUGCAUUUGGAGUUCAAUGACGCACGUCACAGAGUUGCCGCACAUUUGCAACGUAACAUCGACAGAAUAAGAAAAGAUCUUGAGUUACGUCUGCAGUUCAGAUUUUUCAAUAAUCUGCAUAGAAAGUCAACAAGAAUUCAAUAAAAAUAAAAAUAAAAACACUGAAUGAUCUUAAUCAAGAUAUAUUUACAUAUAUGUAUAAUGAUUCGAAGUAAAAGAAAAUAAAAACACAAAAAAAUAAAACUAUUUACUAAAUAUAUAACGCACUCGUAAGUUAAGACAAAAAUAUAAGUACAGCGUAUAUGAUGCAAAAGCAAAUGUGAGCGAAAAGAAGACGCGAAAACGCCGCAAGGAUAACCAGCCUAUAUAUAACUAUAUAUCUAUAUAUAUAUAAACUAGAAAGUGUAAGAGACAAGCUAAUACAUCGUGAAAAGGAUGCUGCCGCUAUCAGUAGCUAAUCAAAUACCAUUGAGCGGCAAGCGAGUUACAUAUCUACUGCACAUAAACGCUUAAUUUAGACUUUAGCGCACUUUUGCACACAAGAAACCAAAAGGCGCGAAUUUAACAAAGGAUAUCAAGGCGAAUACUCAAUACUCAACAAGUCGCACAUAAAUUAAAAAUUAAACUAACCUCGUUGAAAAUCAAAAAAACGAAGAACAAAUCUCAAAAUGUAUGAAAAAAGAAAAAAAAAACUACAGUGCACAGUGUCUGCAAAAGCACGUGAAACACACGAAGCACACACACACAUACUAAAUAUAGACAAAAAUCAUAAAUGCAACCAAAGAUGAAAGGAAUACAUUUUAACAAAACAAAAAAAGAAAAUACUUAGGUUUACGUUAAAUCAUACUCAUACAUAAAAUCAUAAUUAAUAAUUCAUACACAACGCACAUCAAAAAUAAAGAAAAUAUAAGCGAGUUGUAUGAAGCAAGCAAGCAAGAAGCCGUUGGACUUUAAAGAAGACGAAAGCUGAUACUGUUAAUGAUUUAUAAAAGAAAACAAAAACAAAAAACGAUGUUACGAGAAAUACAAAAUGAUUUCUAGGCGUAAAUAUUUAUAAAAUAAACAAGGAAUUAAACUGCGAUUUAAAUUAUUAAGUGAAAUAUUAACUCUCCCCAAACUAUAAACAACAAACUCAAAACGUACUCUGUUGAAGCCUAAAGGAUUAAAAGCAGACCUCAAACAUAUAACACGAAUACCACACAAAGAAAAAAAAAAAACAACAACAAAAAACCCGAAACAACCAUAAAAUGUGUCAAAUACAUACAACCUUAUAAUUUUACUUACAAAAUAGUAAAAUCAGGUAUUUACUCGUAAAUCAAAAUAAUAAUGAUAACUGUAAAAAAAAACCUAAAAAAUGCCGAAGAAAAGUAAUGCAGCAGAUCAAGCCUCUAUAGCUAUGUACUAUGUGUGUAUGUCCACUAUAUGCACACCUGUCUGUGAACGUUUGGCGUGGAUGUCGAGCGCAAAAAUACGUGUAAACCGCCUGAACCAGCGUAAAUAAACCAAUGUGUGUGAACCAAUCAAGCAACCAACCAACCAACUAGCCACUUUGUUGUUCACCUUAAUUUGCAAAAGCCAACCGUAAACAAACAGAACAAACCUCUCUACAACAAACAUAAUUCUAUAUAUACUACUUACAUAUAUACUAUGUGUAUUGUUAAGCAAAAAAAAAAGGAAAACAAUUGCAAUUUUAAAAUUAGAACACUUUUUGUAUUACAUUGAAUGAAUGUUUGUAAAUCAUGUUAAAACAAAAACAAAAAAAAACAACAACUCAACCGUAAACCACCAAAAUAUUUGCUCGACUAAUCACAUGCUACCAACCAACUAUGUGCUACCGUUACUACUUACAACUACAAUUCAACUGCCUCCAACACCACCACCACCUCAGCGGCCACAGUGUGAAUUUCCAGUAAAAUAAAGGGUGUAAUCAAGCUAGAAAAGUCCCGUUCCAUUGAAUGAAAUUGUGCGAAAAAGUGGCCGCCUACGACGUUUGGGUCACUUCAGCCGCAACUACACUGUCGGCGCUUGGCAGUAGCUGGCAUGCAACAGAUCAAAGAGGAGCCGGAGUGCAGCAGUGGCGAUUAUUUAUACAAACAUACAUACGUUAUCUUAGGAUUAACAUGAAUUAUAAUUCUACAAGUUACACAUGUGCCGCAUUUAGAAUUCAAACACAAGUGCAUCAAAGUUCAAGUAAACAAAAAGCUGGCAACACUGUAUGGCUACAUGGCUACUAAAAAUUGGCGCUGAGCUGUGAAUGUUGCAAAUUAAGCAAUGAAAGUGUUCAAAAAAUGCAAGCACAGACCGACUUUCAUUCAAAUAUAUAAAUGUUUGUUUGUUUACUUAAGCUAAGCUUACACUACACACCUGUUCGCCACACAUACUUGCAUAUUUAUGCAAUUUUAUACUUAAAUUUUACCGUAUUACGUUUAACAGCAGCGUAUAAAAUAUAUGCAGAAUUAGUUUUAUUUAUGUUAUUUAGUUUAUUGUUGAGGUUAUUUCAUUUGUAACACACGGUGUUUAACGGUGUCUUUAUUGUAAUUGUAAUUAUGUUUAUGGAUUGCGUUUUUUUGGUUCUGUUGAACACUAAAUAUUUGUAGAAAAAUCAUGUAAUAACCGUAGAGAAUCCUUGAAACACACACACACACGUAUAACUGUAUAUUUAACAGAUGCUGCCAGUUAAUGUACUAAAUGCAUGGUUAGUUUAUAACAAAUACAUACAUAAAUAUUGUGUAGUAAUGAACAAAUGUGGUGUAUUCGUUUUUAUGACACGCAGUGAGGGAAGAAUAUAUAGACAUUUAGCGCAAUCUAAUAACUCUCAGCACAUACUUAGAUGCAGCCAAUAAGCUCUUGUGUCUUAUCAAUGCAAUUUCGAGUGUGCGCCAUUAAAUUAUGGACAUCUAUUUGUAUGGUGAUGUCAUUAGUUAAUAAAUCAUGAAUUUUGAAAUAUUGAAAGUUAGCUGGAACAAACAACAACAACUUCAAGAGCAGCACAUUUCGCCGAACUUACUUUGAUGAUACCCGAUAAAGCUAGCGAUAGAUGAGUGAUAGCCGACGCUGAUGAGUAGCAUUCAACUAGCAAUACUAGCGGUACUUCGGUAUUCGACUUAAAGUGCUAAGUAAAGAGCUAGCUUUCCUGCGCAAUCGAAGGGCAGAGUUUAUUUGCGUAUAUGUCAUUGUAGUUGAGCAUUUCAAAGCACAUCAAGCUAUUUGUUUUUGCACAAUCUGAAUUGUAGAGACAUUUCUUGUACGUUCAAGGCACCUCUUUAUAAAAAGAAAAAGUGUUGAAUGAAAAAAAAGACAUUUGUUCAAUAUUAGUAGCUUUUAUAGACGCGUCUAAAAAUUAAAGAAAUACAAAAACAAAAAAUAAAAUACAGUAAAAUUUGCUACGGUUGGCAAUUGGUGUGUAAAUGGCUUAACAGCAAAUUCAUUUAAUUCUCUUUCGCUUUGCUUAAGAAUAUUGAAUGUCGUGUUAAAUAGAAAACAGAAGAAAUUCAUAAAGUGUUCUGUGUGCUACACGUUUUUUACUGCACUGCGUAGACUUAUCACACACACAAAACUGUAACCAAACACCCACACACGCAUGGCAUGCACAUAGUACAUACAUACAAACAUAUAUACAAAAUACAUAAAUGCAUAAAUAAAACAAAAGUUAAAAGUGCAAAGGCUUGCAAUUAAACCGUUCAUUCAUAACAACACUUACCAGUUGAAAUGCAUACACACACAUAAAUAAAUAUAUAGUGCAUACUCACACAUACAUAUAUAUAUUUUGCUUCACGCAGAAAGGUAGCUUUUGUAUGGCAGGCGUUUAGAAAUUAAUACUGAAAGAAAUUGAUUAUGCUAUUUUAUAAUUAUAAUUAA
Molecule: messenger RNA, 5367 nt
Organism: Zeugodacus cucurbitae (melon fly)
Lineage: Eukaryota; Metazoa; Arthropoda; Insecta; Diptera; Tephritidae
Gene: tmod
Product: tropomodulin
Exons: 11
Coding region: 277-1653 (458 amino acids)
Biological process (GO): myofibril assembly; pointed-end actin filament capping
Cellular component (GO): myofibril
Molecular function (GO): tropomyosin binding
Source: RefSeq, a predicted model, not a curated record